This is a messenger RNA of Xiphias gladius (swordfish), 6097 nucleotides long. It is a transcript of the gene tmem200b, whose product is annotated as transmembrane protein 200B. The coding region runs from base 338 to 1594 and encodes 418 amino acids. The record is from RefSeq and is a predicted model, not a curated record. Lineage: Eukaryota; Metazoa; Chordata; Actinopteri; Istiophoriformes; Xiphiidae. The transcript is spliced from 2 exons.
UGGACGCGGCCACAGACAGACGACAGAGCGGAGCAGAGCGGCAGGGCUGGGCUCUGCAGGAUUUGGUUGCUCUCACGAUGAACUGAGUGAGCCCUCUGCCAGACGGUCCGCAGCAGUCGGUGAAGACCGCGCGGCGUCCUUUCCCAGUCCUCUGCCCUGCUGCGAAUACGCUGGAAGAGGGUCAGCCGCUGGGUCGUGUACAGUCUGGAGACCACUCACCCCAAAAGAUCGGGAUGUUAUGUGUCCUCAAACUAUGAAGGAGCCGCAGCAGGAUCCGAGAAAUACAGUCCUCUGACAGGGUGUGACCAGGAGCAAUAGCUCCGGACUGACCUGUGCCAUGAAGACCCAGAAGGCCCGAGGUGUUAAACCAACUUCACCUUCCUGCCAACGGAAGUCUCGCUUCACCUUACGAGGCAGAAAGAAGAAGGACGGGGUUAUCCAAGGCAAGCUUCGCAUCCGCUCCAUGCCUGGAGCCUUCCUGGUGCUGGGGGUCAUUGUAGUGGUUGUUGGCACUGCUCUGGCUGUGGCAGGUUACUGGCCCUACCGGAUAUCGAGGUCAUCCAUCCUGGGAGCUGCAGAGGGAAAAAGUAUCUCUGAGUCACAGACUUCUGGUUGGAGUUUGGGAGCUAAGGGCCUCCUGUCCACAGCCAGCCUCAUCCACAGUGAACGGAUGAAGCUGCUGGGGCCUGUCAUCAUGGGGGUGGGACUCUUCAUCCUCAUAUGUGCCAACACAGUCCUUUAUGAAAACAGGGACAGAGAAACUCAGAUGCUGCUGGCUCAAAUGCGCAAUGUUAUCUGCUCUGUGUCUGCAGCUGUGCCCUCAGCGGACCUUAAAGAAAUAGCAGCAGCAAACUCGAUGGCCAAACACUACCAGUGGGUGAGCAGUUUACCAGCUGCCCAUCUCAACAUCCUCUGUCUGCAGCAGCUUGCCAGCUCUGAGCCCCUGCUCCAGACCAGACACCCCAGAGACCAUGAGGACAGUGUGGAGGGCAUCUACCAGCUGGCAGUUCUCCAGACAGAAGCCAUCCACCACCAGGAAUCCGAGCCACCGCCUUCCCUCCACUCCUCCCACUCCAACUCAUGUAAUUCCAGUCAGACAGACUUUAACACACAGCCUGGUGCAGAGCACAGGGGCAUUGCUAGCUUCAAUCAGCAGGCUGCCCCACUCGUCAAGUUGAACAACUGCAUGGUGUCUGCCAGCUCCAUGUCCACCCUGGGGGUGGACGAGGUGGAUAUCCCAGCUGCCCAACCGAGGCGCUGCCACAGUAUGAGCUACAGGACUAACCCUUACGUAGCCCGAACUGGUAUGCAUCCGGAAGAAGCACUCCACACACCUGGAGAGGAGGUUCAAAUAAAUCAGCUAGCAGUCACAAGGAGAGAGGCUGGUUCACAGGUUUGCGUGAACAUUCUGGGGCAGGUUGUGGAUGCUGCUGAGGAGCAGACUCACCGAAGUUGGCCUCGGCUAGACCUGGGCAGUGGCAGACGAUACCUGAAACUAGAAAACAAAGAGGACUCAGUGGACAAACUACUGGAUCAGUUAGAGCAACAGUGUUCUCAGUGGGAUAAGAGUUUUGGCUCUGGGCCUUUCCAGUGAUGGCUGUAUUAGCUUCACAGUAAGGAUUUAUUCCCCUGGAUUCAAAAACUGCACUAUAUUUUUGGUUUUAAAUUCUGUGUGAGUCCUAGAUCAUUUGGAGUACAGUAUUUCUCACAAGGAUCUUCCAAAACUUGAGCCUGUUCUCAAUAUAUUGAUACGCAAGGGUUAUGGUCUUUGCUUGGCUGGAAGUGCUAGAUGUUUAUAUAAGUGAAGCAGAUGAACAAUAUACAGAUCCUACACUGUCAGAGAUGGGCAAAGCAAUUUGACAGACUGUUUACUUCAGUCUGGGUUGGCAGCAAUUUGAGAAAUUAACUUGUAUCCCAGUGCCAAAAUGCGUUUGCCCAUUUCCAGGACACAGUGUUCACAACCCAAUGAAGAAGCGAUAGAAGGGUGCAGGAGGAUGCAGCAUUGUUUUCACUGUGCAAUCAUUUUUGAACCAAACUACCUGGACCCCUGAGCACAUAAAGUGCUAGGACUUUUUCCUCAGAUGAGGUCCUAUACUCCAAAUGCAAUGCAUGGCAGUGAUGUACAGUAUGUCACAUCUUAAUACUUAUGCAGAGUAUCGUCAUUGUUGGUUUUAUGUGUAUAGAAGUAAUGAUAGUUAAAGGGUAAUUCUGGUUUAUUACAAUUUGGGUCUCUUUUUUCUUAUGUUUGGCCAUUAAUCCUAUAGUAUCAGUGGGGAUAACAUUGUAACCGCCCAAAUUAAUUGCUGAGGCCUGGGGACAUAAGGACAGUGUUUGUCUUGCAACUGUGAUGGAUGUUUGUACUGGACAGUUUGGAUAAUAAUUAUACGGCUUGCCUUUUUUUUCUUAUGGACAGAUUAUCAUGACCAUGGUUCCUGGGCCUUAUUUUCACUAAGGGCCAUUACCAACACACACAUACACCCAUGUGUUGGACUUCAGUGCACAACAGCACAUGGCCAAGAAACCUUCAAGCACCAUGUGUUAGUCUAAAUUCCAGUUAUGUUUAUUUUGGUAUAUUAGGUUGACCAUGUUUUAGUUCUGUUUUGCUCUAUGUACACCAUCAUAUUUUACUUAUCUUUAAGGGUCAAAACAGAAACCAGAUGUGAAUAACGAGUGAGUCUAUAAAACAUCACCCUACUGCUAGCCCUGAAAGAAUACAGAAAUGAGAAUCAAAUGUAGUGUAGAGCCACAGCAAUGACCAGACGGCUAAACACAGCACAGCAUGGUAGAGGUAAAUAUUCCACCUAGAACACCAGAUGGCCCUCUCUAAAGAGAAGUAACUGAAGACGAACUCCCGGACAAGGUCUGGGUCAGUGACCAUAAAUGAAAGCAUGUUCAGGUGCCUCUGUGUCAUCCAUGUAAUGUCCUUAGCUCAGUAGUUAAAUAGUUUUGUUUGGUGUUUAAUCCUUGACAUUUUGUGAAAACAUAAUAUUCACGAUUACAGUUGCGGACAGGAAGGGUUAGGCACAUUUCUUUGUACAAGAAAUGUACAAAGAACAUGUUGACUGUAAUCCACAAUUCAGCAUUGUUUUAGAGGCUCUGAUGGAAGGUGUGAUAAAAGAUGUAACAUAAAAUUAAUCAGAGCAGAUGUUCCUCCAAAUCGAAAGGCUGUCAGAGGAGUGAGUGUUUCCUCUGUCAGUUAAACACUGUCCCAUUCUGUCUCUAGCUUGCAUCUGUAUAUGCUUUUUCUUUUUAAGCUUACCUCAUGCCAAACUAAUGAAAAUGUGUUUUUACAUGUUAAAAUAGCAGUGGCCAUUUGGCAUUAGUUUUACUUCAUUGCAUUCAGCAGGGCAUCGGCUACUCUACCAAGUACAGGGAAUGACAUUCUUAUGACAUUUUUAUUUACAUAUGUGUUUGCACUUGCAGUAAUCCAUGUAUGCUUCGAAAUAAGUUUGGUGGCAACACUGUACUUUAAAUCCGUAUUUUUAGUAUUUAUAAGCAGUAUAUAAACAUUUAAUAAGCGGUUUACAACACACUAUAAUGUAGGAAGCAGAUAUAGAUUUUCAUCAACUACAACUCCUUUUGUGGGGACCCAUCAGUGGAGGCUGCUGUAUAAAUGGAUAAUGAAUGACAAUAUAGAAAAACACUUAAAUACACAAAUAUCAAAUUUGUCUUUUGUCUUUUAAAAUUUAUCACAUUUCCUGAUAAAUACUGUACAAUUAAUAAGUACUUAAAAUGUCAUUAGAGCUGUGUACAACUAUAUUAUUGUGUGUUAUAAUCUAUUUAUUAGAUGAUUAUAUACUGCUUAUAAAUGUUUAAUAGGUGGACUUAAAUUGUUACCACCAAACUUAUUUGGAAGCAUAGACAGAUUACUGCAAUUAAAAACAGUCUUACCAAAUUAGUUAACAAAAUUGUCUGAUGUUCUGACUACUCUGUUUAGUGAUGUCACAGUGUUCCCAGAUCUCAACUAUGGGUGAACUUGGUGAUUACACUGUUGUUAUUACUAUUAAGAAGAAUGGCUAAAACUAUGAAAAUAAGACAAAGUUGUAAAAAAAAAAAAAACAGUUAUCCAUAAUAAUGAAGGAGAUUUUCUCUUUGUUGUCCUUCCCCUGGUUGUUUCCAAUAUUAGCUUGUAGUGAAAGCACGGAUGAGUCCUCCUGCUGGUUUCCUGUUAAUCUUCUCCCUUCAGAGUACACCCAAUAUUUAUGAGAAGGCCCUGCCUACACACACCCACCCCCACCCUCCCUAACCUUUGAUCAAAUGGACAGAAUGGACUGUGCAGACAAGGCAAGCCCGAAGCUUCAGUUAGAUUUAUUGAGGUGAUCAAUGUUACAGUAUACAGCUGGGUGUGUGUCCUGGAGGAAAGAGAAUAUGAAUCAGAGUCUCAUGGGCCCCCUGCUCCUUGUGACCCUUCCUUGUUUGAAUCAACAGUCUUUCUCUGGUUUUCUUUCUGUCUGUGCUGCCUGUUCUGAUGCCAUGUGUGACACUUUGUGUUCUAAAUGUAUACAAAGCAAUAUGAAUGGUCUGACAGAACAAUCAAUGGCUGUGUCUUGCCCUGUGUCGACCACCCAAUUAAACAACAUUGCCAUGCUUUUGUUGCAAAUAUACAGCAAAGCAAAAGCAGCUCCUGUUCGCUGUUGUCUCACUUAUUCAAGCUGUCAAGGUAAUGGCACCUGGUUGUAUAUGUAUACAGCAUAUAAUCAUCUCACCAUGCCUGUUAUUUAUGACCCCAUUCCUCACCCCAAAGGAGACUUUGAAUUCGAUCUAUAUAUCUCCGGCUGAAAACAUCCAGCUGGGAUCUUGACCAGUGAGGCUCACAUUCAGUUUAUCAACUGAUGAAUGAAAAUGUGAGAAAUGAAAUUUCUCUUCUCUGCUCCACCAGCCUGAUAUUUUGAAGCAGCUCUGAGCAGGGAUGGGGUGGAGUGGCAGGGGGAAUUCUCCAGCUGCAACUAUUCUCAGCAGAGCCUAGUGCACACUCCAAAUUUUUCCCUUCUAAUGAGAUUUUAUGGUUCCUUCCGGGCAGGUAUGCAGUCCCUUGUGAUCUCUUUCUAUUUAAUUGGUCAUUUACAAGAUGGCUUCUGGGUUUCUACCAGCUCAUAAAGUGAGAAGGCAGGACCUCCUGCCCUCUGCUGCAAAAACAGAAAGGUAGAGGAUUACAUGGUUGCGUAGGACAAGAGGGUGCAGAUGUGAAAAAUCGGGGCUCAUGAUUUACUGCCUCUGUGCCAGACAUCAGCUCUUGUUCCCAUCUGUUCAGUUGAUCUGUCAAGCUUUCACCACACUGCCAACAAAAACAGCAAAAUUAGGAAAGAGGUUUCUGAAACGAACGGCUUUAUUGAUUCAAGAUUCAGCCAGGAUCCUUUGGACUGGCUCAUAAAUGUUGCUGCCCGUUAGCUAAUAUACCCAAUGCACUAAUACCUGGCAAGCAGGGAUUGGUGAAACAGUGGUCUCUCCAAAGUGAAGCAAGAGCAGGAUAAUUAUUUCCACAUUGUCGGAAGUUUAUAUUUUUACCUUAGUUAUCAAUUAUCCAAACCAAUUUCAUCAAAUUUCAAAGAUCACAUCAGUGUUUGGCAUGUUUUAGCUCUUUUCCUACAAAGCAUGUAUACAUACAUAUACUGCUGACACAAUUCAAAAGCAUACGUGGGUGUUUCACAGUGUGUAUUUCAUAAUUUGUUUUCCGAUCUCAGGCAUUUGUUCUGAUUUAUCUCACUUCAGUAUGGAAAUUAACUUGUCAGAGUUAUCAGCUGGAAGGAUUACCUCCUGUAAGUCAAAGAAAAUUCAAGCCACUGCACGUUCACUUUCACACUACAGUGAACCAGUGGCUGAGUGAAGAUCAUACUAUAUUCAUGAUUGGCUGGCAUGACACUGUGGUUACAGACGGCAGCUACAUAGUGGUACAUUUAAAGCUGGUGAAACAUCUACACAUAUUCAAAUUAUGCAAUGACACCUUAUAAAAUCUCUCCCAAAGCAGAUUUAAGGCACUUAUGUCAGUGCUGUUUAAAUGAUCAACCUCAUUUAUUAAGCUGAUUCCAGUUAACUAAACUUCAUUGAAAGCUCAAAUUAAUUGACGGAUUAAAUUUGAGACUGUAAAACAUACCUCAGA